This is a messenger RNA of Cornus florida, 1227 nucleotides long. RefSeq names its product AT-hook motif nuclear-localized protein 16. Gene Ontology annotation, biological process: vegetative to reproductive phase transition of meristem. Gene Ontology annotation, cellular component: nucleus. The transcript has a single exon. The record is from RefSeq and is a predicted model, not a curated record. Lineage: Eukaryota; Viridiplantae; Streptophyta; Magnoliopsida; Cornales; Cornaceae. Gene Ontology annotation, molecular function: DNA-binding transcription factor activity; minor groove of adenine-thymine-rich DNA binding. Bases 23 to 838 code for a protein of 271 amino acids.
CUGUAAACAAAGAAGUGCGUGAAUGGCUGGUGGCGCAGAUCUCACUCUCCCUUCGAUUGUUGCUAAAGGUACCACAGACAGUAAUCCGGAACCAGAAAAGGGCAAUAACCACAGAGCAGGCAUUGAUGCAGGGGGAUUACUAAUGGCUUCUAAAGUCCCCAAGGCAGUGCCGGCAGUUUCUUCAGUAGCUGAGGGAGGAACACUUCGAAGGCCACGUGGCAGGCCAGCCGGCUCAAAGAACAAACCGAAACCACCCAUUAUCAUCACCAGGGACAGUGCUAAUGCAUUCCGAGCUCAUGCAAUGGAGGUAAGCUCUGGUUGUGACGUGAGCGAAAGCUUAGCUAACUUUGCAGGUAGGAAGCAGCGCGGCAUCUGCGUACUUGGUGCAACUGGGUGUGUCAUGAAUGUCACAUUGCGCCAGCCUUCAUCUCCAGGAGCAGUCGUUACACUUCAUGGCCGGUUUGAGAUCCUCUCACUGCUGGGAUCAAUCCUGCCUUCGCCAGCCCCACUGGGGAUCACGGGACUCACCAUCUACUUAGCCGGGGCUCAAGGGCAGGUUGUGGGUGGGGGUGUGGUUGGUGGUCUUAUCGCUUCAGGCCCGGUCAUGAUCAUGGCUGCGUCAUUCAUGAACGCCACUUUCGAUCGUCUGCCAUUGGAGGACGAUGAUGUGAUGACUGCUGCAGCAGCCCAGAAUCAGCACUACCAGAACUGUCGACCGCGCCAGCAGCACGUAGACCUCUCGGAUGUUUAUGGGCUGCAACAAAACUUGCUCACAAAUGGCACAAUGCUCCACGAGAUAUAUUCUUGGGCACCAGGUCGAUCACUGUCAAAGACCUAGUUCGCAGGGCUCGAAAAUCAUUUGUUCUGAUUAUGCAAUGAUAUGAUAUUGCCUUUCUUUAAUUUUUACAUUCUGGUUCAAUGCUAAAAAAAAGCACAAUUGUAGCUUCACUCUUGCAAUCCUGUUAGACCAAUCACUUGCCUUUCUUGCUUGAAUGGUCACUAACUCGAUAAGCCUAUGAGAACACAUUUUAUGAAUGUUUUGAGUACGAAGCGCCCCUCUAGCACUCAAAUAAUUUUUUUAUUUUUUUUUAUUAUUAUUAUUUUUUAAACAAUAAAGCAAACACGAACGCACCCUAUUGACCACGCCUUAAUUUGAACACCUCCCCUCCUUUUUUUAGGAUAGAGAAAUUAAAUACCUCUAGUAUUUAAAAAUUGCACAAUAGAGAU